Molecule: messenger RNA, 1612 nt
Organism: Benincasa hispida (wax gourd)
Lineage: Eukaryota; Viridiplantae; Streptophyta; Magnoliopsida; Cucurbitales; Cucurbitaceae
Gene: PAP20
Product: Purple acid phosphatases superfamily protein
Molecular function (GO): acid phosphatase activity; metal ion binding
Source: RefSeq, a predicted model, not a curated record
ACGUUAUUUACAAAAAUUCCAUCAUUCCAAUUCCCAAUUUCCAUUUUCUUUUCUUCUCAAAAAAACUUCUCCCUAUCUGUUUACUCUACAGUGGCGGAUUCCAAUCGAAAAAUGCCGUCGUUUCCAGCGGCCUUUACUAUCGCUGUCGCCGCCUUCGCUUCUCUGUUCUCUGCUGUUUCUGCUUAUCAACGGCCGCCACCUCGCCGGAAUCUCUUCGUUCCCCGCCGUCAAGAUCUCGAUUACGAUUCUCCAGAACAGGUACAUAUAUCUCUUGUUGGUGUUGAUAAAAUGAGGAUAACAUGGAUUACAGAGGAUUCUGCACCAUCUGUGGUGGAAUAUAGCACAUCCCCUGGAGUUUACACCAAUGUUGUAACUGGAAUUACUUCCUCAUACAAAUAUGCAUUGUAUGAAUCUGGUAAUAUUCAUGAUGUAACCAUUGGUCCUCUCAAUCCCGACACCACUUAUUACUAUCGUUGCAGCUCGAACUCAGCUCGGAAUUUCACUUUAAAAACCCCUCCUGCUCAGCUCCCCAUCAAAUUUGUGGUCAUUGGUGAUCUUGGGCAGACAGAAUGGACUAAAACAACUCUUAAAAAUGUAGCAAAAUCAGACUAUGAUGUGCUGCUACUUCCCGGUGACUUGUCUUAUGCUGAUUUCGUUCAGUCUCUGUGGGACUCGUUCGGCAGACUUGUUGAGCCACUGGCUAGCCAAAGACCAUGGAUGGUGACUCAGGGCAACCAUGAAGUAGAGCGCAUCCCAGUGAUUCAUUCCAACCCUUUCACAGCAUACAAUGCAAGAUGGCACAUGCCUUUCGAACAAAGCUCGUCGAAUUCCAACCUUUACUAUUCAUUCGACACGGCCGGCGUGCAUGCCAUCAUGUUGGGAUCUUAUAUCGAUUUUGACACGAGUUCAGCUCAGUAUGAAUGGCUCGUAGCGGACUUGAAGAAGAUCAAUCGCUCAACAACCCCAUGGAUCGUGGUGCUUCUUCAUGCUCCAUGGUAUAACUCCAACACUGCUCACCAGGGAGAGAAAGAGUCUGUUGACAUGAAGGCAGCCAUGGAAGAUCUCCUCUAUCAAGCUCGUGUAGAUGUGGUGUUUGCUGGGCACGUCCACGCUUACGAGCGCUUCACCCGUGUUUAUAAUGGGGAAGCAAACAACUGUGCACCAAUAUAUAUCACAAUCGGUGACGGGGGCAACCGUGAAGGCCUUGCGAGCAAGUAUAUCGACCCAAAGCCAACAAUUUCAUUAUUCAGGCAAGCAAGCUUCGGACAUGGUCGGUUUGAGGUGGUGAAUACGACACAUGCGCUCUGGACAUGGCACAGGAACGAUGACGACGAUGUAGCUGUCAUUGGCGAUUCAUUCUGGUUUACAAGCCUCUCUUCUGACCCAGCUUGUAGAAUUUGAAUUCUUCUACAAAAUCUCUUAUUAAGCAGCCAACUAAUAUUGAAAGGAAACAGAAAAAAAGAGUCAUUUCCAGUUUAGCUUUACACAUUCAAGGGAAAUGUAAGAAAUCAUCUCUAUUGAGUGAGUUUGUUUAUAUUCUCACAGAGAUGACCACAUUUCAUUGACACACACACAUCAUUUGAAAUAAUGGGGUACAGUUUACAUUGAUUAA